AUGGAUUCCCGUCCGCAUACCGGGAGCUUCGACCCGGCGUCGGCGCUGCUCCCCAGCAUACCAACACACUCCAGCUCCAGCGCGCCAGUCACUCUGCGCUGCUGCUGUGGCCGCCAGGACUGUGCUACCCUCGAGCACAACAACGUUGCUCUCGAGGGUCUAGAGAAAGAUCUCGAGACGGCGGCCCGAUUAGGUCAGGCUCUGCUGCACCGCCAUGAAAGCUAUAUGGCCGAGGCGGAAGAAGACCGCCAACAACUGGUUGCUAGCGUUGAUGCGCUCGAGCGCGAGAAGCGCCAGGUUCAGGCCGAAAAUGCCCGCAUUGUUGAGGAAAAUCGCGCUCUCCUGGAGCAGCUCGAGGGCCUGAAUUCUGCUGUCUCAGAUUCUGAUGCGCAUGCCCAGUCCCUGACCACGAUGCUGGAAUGCACUCAAGCGGAAGUCCGCAGGUUGACUGUUGCCGCUUCGCGGGCAGCCGAACUCGAAGCCCAGCUGGUCCUGAUGGAGACCGAGCAAUCACGAUUGCAGGAUAGUCUCAGUGCCGCACAGGAGGAUGAAAAAUCGGCCGUGCAGCGCUGGAGGAGUGCGGAGAGCACGCUACGCGAUCUUCGUGAUCAAGUGGAGCGCAUUGAGGCCGAGUCUCGCGAGGAGCGCCAGCAACAUGAAGAGCUUGUGCAGCGCAUGGAGCGGAAACGGAACGUGGAACGCGAGCUUGACAAUGCUGCGAGUCGCUUGAAGGGUGCGGCCGCGGCGACAGAGCUUGGCCGGAACGCCGGCACGCAUGUAGUCUCGCGCUUCGUUAAGGAUAUAUUGCAGGAUAACGCGAAUCUGCAGGUCGGCAUUAUGGAGCUCAGAGAGAUGCUGGAGAGCUCUAAUCAGGAAGUCCAAAAUCUGCGCGAACAAGUCCUGUCUCAUCAGCCGCUUGCUGCUGCCUGCGAGGACGAAAAUGACGAGCCUGUCUCGUCUACUACACUCAGCGAGGAGCUGGAGGCGAAAGAGAGACGGGUCUCUCAGGAGUUCCAUAUCCAUCAUCAUUAUCACACCCCGUCAUCUUCCAAGAAGGACAAGAGCUCACUCAACCGACGUGUCAAGAAGAGACGGCCAGCCCUUGGGAGUCCCGUUCCUCUGCAUUCCGCCAUGGGUGCCCAGUCCCCUCGACGUUCCAUCCACCGCUCCCAGUCUUCCGGCUCAUCCAUGAAUACCAUACUCUCUCAAACAUCAGUAUCUAUCCCGCCGCCGUCAUCUUCCCGACGCUGGUCGCUGCAAUCACCUGCAAUAGACUCCUUGGCAAGCUCGCCGCAAUCUGCGUUCCGCACCUCCUCUAUCUUUGAUCGUGUAGAUCGUGGAUUUGAUUUCUCGCAGCCGACCAGCCCGGAUAGUACGGUGUUCUCCUCGCCUCUCAUGGGAGCCCGAAAUAUAAAAGGCUUUGACAUGGCCUUCCGGCCACUGGCGGGUCUCGACAGCCCUGACCCAUCCAUGGAUAAUUCAUCUGGUCUUUUCGCCGAGGACCUUGAAAGGCUAGGGAAGUUGGAUAUGGGCGACGGCAUAGCGGCGCACCCGGCCAUUCCAGAAGAAUCCGAGUCGCCGUCUGGGUCAUACUGCCAAUCUGUGGCUAACAAUCCUGCACCCACCGCCGAAGACGUGUUUGGUGUUCAAAUACCAUUCCCAUCUCUUCGAAAAUCGGCAUCUCAUGAUAGUCUUCUUUCCGUUGCAGGAAUGGAUAUUCAUACUCCGACCACGCGCCACGCCCGCAUGGGUGAUUGGUACCCAGGCAUGCGCAUCCCCCAGCGCAUCGUGUCUCCGAGCAUUGAGCUGGUCUCAACGCCGCCCGUUAUCUCCGCACCCGCCAUCACAGUCAACCGCGCCAAGGGCCCGGAGCAAUCAUCUCGCUCCCUCCUAGCCUCCUUCGCCGCCAGUUCCAGCGCUGCCUCGGAAGCAGCAUCUGUCAUCUCCGCUGACAGCGCAAGCUCCAGCUCUACCGCAACUCCCCUGUUCCCUAAGCCCACCACUCUGGGCCGGCGCAUGGGUGGUUGGGUUCUCGGCCGCUGGGGCAUGGCCCCUGUCUCUUCAUCCGCGGACAAUGAGAACAAUGAGACUGAAUCACCCGCCCAGGAGCCAGAAUCCCAGGACGCUGCUCCUGAAAUCCCAGCGCCCAAGGCCCAUUCUAUCCCGCGUCCUCCAGACCCAGCCCCGCCUCUUGGGUUCAGAUUUCCUGGUGUGAACCAGAAAGGCCCUAUCAUGGGCUUCCGCCCUCCACCCCGCGCCCCGGUGUCCAUUCACCCACAACGAAUCGACGAGGAACUCCUGCGUGAGAGUCUCGCCGAAGGCGGUCAGUGA
Penicillium macrosclerotiorum is the source of this 2331-nucleotide messenger RNA. RefSeq lists its product as uncharacterized. The coding region runs from base 1 to 2331 and encodes 776 amino acids. The record is from RefSeq and is a predicted model, not a curated record. Lineage: Eukaryota; Fungi; Ascomycota; Eurotiomycetes; Eurotiales; Aspergillaceae. The transcript has 2 exons.